This is a messenger RNA of Mastomys coucha (southern multimammate mouse), 2789 nucleotides long. RefSeq names its product hemogen (gene Hemgn). The record is from RefSeq and is a predicted model, not a curated record. Gene Ontology annotation, biological process: regulation of osteoblast differentiation; cell differentiation. NCBI's taxonomy places the organism in Eukaryota, Metazoa, Chordata, Mammalia, Rodentia, Muridae. Bases 487 to 2073 code for a protein of 528 amino acids. The transcript has 6 exons. Gene Ontology annotation, cellular component: nucleoplasm.
GUGAUGUGUUGUUACCUGGAAGGUUGGCACAGGGAAAAAUACUGGGCAGUCAGUGGUACCGGAUGUACUGGAAAGACUCAUGGAGAAGUAGAGAGAGCAACGGAUUGGAUUGGCAUGGGAGAAAAUACCGGGAAGCUAACCUUACUGACUGGACCAAAGUCUUAGUGGCUAGAUGGAAGCCAGGCUUCAGCCAUUCCAAAGCUGCAGAGAACAUUAUCUGGUGUUCCCAGCAGCAUCUGUGUGAGCAGAGACAGCAUUCCUUAUCAUCUGACCACAGGCUGACAGGGGAGCAAGAGCCAACACAGUUCCAUCCAUUCUCUGAGGAACAACCAGAAGCUUCCGAAAGUAUUUUGUCAAGAGAAGGAGUACAGUCCGGCGUGGUACUGCACACCUUGGACCCCAGCUCGCAGGAGGCAGAGGCAGGUGGACUUCUCUUUUAGGCUGCUUGUGAAGUUGGAGCAAAUUCCAAGAAGGCAUUGUAGCAAGAUGGACGUGGGGAAGGACCGAUCUCAUCUGAAGCGCCACCAGACCCCUGAACUUCCUCUACAGAAGUCUUAUGCUCCAGACAUCAUUGGAGCUUGGAGUCUGAGAAACAGGGAACAACUGAGGAAGAGAAGAGCUGAGGCCCAGGGGAGGCAGAUGUCCCAGUGGCUCUUUGGAGAACAGAAAAAACGCAAGUAUCAGAGAACAGGAAAAGGAAAUCAAAGAGGCAGAAAGAAACAAGGGAACUUGGAGCAAAAGGCAGAGCCUUGGUCACAAACAGAAAAAGAAACUGUGCAGGAGGUAUUGGUACCUGCUGAGGAAGAAACUGUGCACCCUGGGAACUCUGCAACUGAAACCCUCCCCUUGGUAGCAUCCCCCACAAAAGCUGUGACUGCAGAACACUGUUCUGAAGUACACCAAGAAAGCAUUCAGUGCCAAGAAACAGCAAUACAGAAACAUUCUCAAACACACCAACAGAGUGCCAAAGCUGAAGACCUCUCUCCUACCAUGUGCAGAGAAAUAGAAGUACUUCAACAUUCUCCUAGAAUGUGCCAAGAUAUGGCCGAACCUGAGGUCCUCUCUCCUAAAAUGUGCCAGGAGACAGCUGUGCCCCAAACCUAUUCUCCCAAAGCACAUGAAGAAAUGACUGGACCUGGGGCACUCUUUCCUAAAAUGUGCCAGGAGACAACUGUGUCCCCAAACCAUUCUUCCAAAGUACCCCAAGAUAUGGCUGGACCUGGGGCACUCUCUCCUAAAAUGUGCCAGGAGACAACUGUGUCCCCAAACCAUUCUUCCAAAGUACCCCAAGAUAUGGCUGGACCUGGGGCACUCUCUCCUAAAAUGUGCCAGGAAACAUCUGUGCUUCAAAAACAUACUUUGAAAAUGUGCCUAGAUGUGGCCAGACCUGAAGUCUUCUCUCCUGAGAUGACUGUCCCCAAAGCCUUCCCCUGUAUAACACCUGGAGAUGCUGCUGGCCCAGAAACACUUCCCCAGUCAGAUGUCGCUGAAGGCUGUCCACUUGCCACAACUCCUACAUCAGUCACACCAGAAAAUACCACUUCUGACCCAGAGCUAGAAAUGGCUGUGACUGAAGGCUUCUUUUCUAAAGACCAAGAAUGCACUGAAUCUGAGGACCUUUCUACAAAAACACACCAAGAAGCAGUUGAACCUGAAUUCAUUUCUCAUGAGACUUACAAAGAAUUCACUAUGCCUAUAGUCUCCUCUCAUAAAACAAUCCAAGAAUAUUCACCUGGGCCUGAAGACUAUUCACCUGAAACAUGUCAACCAAUACCUAGGCCUGAGAACGAUUCACUGGAAACCUGCCAUGAAAUGUUGGGGCCUGAAGACCUCUCUAUCAGGACCUGUAAGAACAGGGAUGGGCCUAAACACAGUCUUCCAGAAGGAGCCCAGGAAGUAGGUGAGGCACAAGGGCAGGACCCUGAUGCGCAGGACAGUGAAGUCAAUGGUGCUUUCUCUCAAGAAAUGGAGGAAGAAAAUGAAGCAGAUCAAGCCCCAGAAACUCUAGCGAGUCCACAGGGUCCUCAAGAGGCCUGUCCAGAAAAUGACAUCUAUAGCUCUGCUCUCCUUUAACAGUGCUCAGUGAUGAAGCUGCAGUCCAACUCAAUAGAGCAUACACAUCUCCUGUGAUUUCACUGAAACACUGCAGCAGUCACUAAAAUUUGCAUUGCUAUUUUAACUUAUGCUUUUUUUCCAUUUGUAGAUCUUAUCUGAAAGAGAGAACUAACAUUUUUAAGGCUCUAACACAUAGACGAUAGUGUGUGUGUGUGUGUGUGUGUGUGUGUGUGUGUGUGUGUGUGUUCGCGCGCGCGCGCGCGUGCACGCCUGAGUGAGCACCCAAGGGUGGUGUGUAUUUGUAUAUGGGGGAAGACAGUAGAAGCAGGGGAAAGGCAGAGUAGCGGAUUUUCCCCUCUAAGAAGAAACAUAAGUUUGGUAAUUCUGAGGAGAAGACAGCAAUUCAAUAGGAACACUUAGUAUUUUCAAAAUAUAUAGUUUCUUGUAAAUUUUGCCAAUUAUUGAUGUUGUAACAUCAGAAUUUUAUUCAAGCUUUACAUGUCUCUUUGAGUUAAUCUGAACAAUUCUAUUUUUUUAUUUUUAUUUUUUUCCGAGACAGGGUUUCUCUGUAUAGCCCUGGCUGUCCUGAAACUCACUCUGUAGACCAGGCUGGCCUCGAACUCAGGAAUCCACCUGCCUCUGCCUCCUAAGUGCUGGGAUUAAAGGCAUGAGCUACCACUGAUGGGCUAAUCUGAACAAUUCUUAUUCUAAAAGUCCUUGCAAGUUACCUUGAA